Messenger RNA from Salvia splendens (bonfire salvia), 1346 nucleotides. Its product is annotated as homeobox protein knotted-1-like 1. Gene Ontology annotation, cellular component: nucleus. The transcript has 4 exons. The coding region runs from base 304 to 1155 and encodes 283 amino acids. Gene Ontology annotation, molecular function: DNA-binding transcription factor activity, RNA polymerase II-specific; DNA binding. The record is from RefSeq and is a predicted model, not a curated record. Gene Ontology annotation, biological process: regulation of DNA-templated transcription. Lineage: Eukaryota; Viridiplantae; Streptophyta; Magnoliopsida; Lamiales; Lamiaceae.
UCUCUCUCUCUGUCAUCACAUAUCCAUGUCUGAACUCUCUGCUCAACAGGUGUUUUUAAUCAUCUACUCUACCUCUUUGUUUUUGGCACUGAAUAAAAUAAAUACCUCCUUCAAUUUCCAUUUACAUUUCCAUUUCCAAAAACCUGCCCUCUCUCUUUCACCUCUUUCCCCAAACCUUUGCCUACUCCCUUUGGUGGUGAACAUGGAUUACCUAAGAAUCACUGUUUGUUCGCCUGACCACAUGUGGCUUUAAAUUCAACACAUACAAGCAGACGCAGCGCAGGCAUUGUGUUGUUGAUAGGGAUGGAUGAUGAGCAGCAGCAGCAGCAGCAGCAGCUAUACACCUCCUUCCAUUAUUCAACAUACCACACCCACAGUGAUUUCGAUGGAGGAGAUGGAAUGACGACUCAACAUCAUCAUCAGGAGCAACACCUAAUCAAGGCUCGGAUUGCUAAUCACCCACUGUAUCCCACCUUGCUCUCUUCCUACAUCGACUGCACCAAGGUAGGUGCAUCUCCAGAAACGGCUUCUCUUCUUGACGAAAUCCGCAGAGAUAGCAAUCCCAUAUUUGUUCCCACUCACUUUGGGACUGACCCUGAACUCGAUUCCUUUAUGAGAUCAUACUGCGAGUCUCUGCGCAAAUAUAAGGAGGAGUUAUCGAAGCCAUUCGAUGAGGCGAGGAGUUUCUUAAGCAACAUUGGAUCUCAGCUCUCUCAUCUCUGCAACCAAAACCUACCUUCAACUACUAUUCAUUCUAAUGAUGAGAGGGCGUGUGGAUCAGAGGAGGAUAUAAGCUGCGGAGAAGUAUUAGUAGAAUGUGGAGGCGAUGGGGAGUUGAAAGAGAUGCUGAUGCGGAAAUACAGCGGGUUCGUGAGCAAUUUGAGGAAAGAGAUGUUGAAGAAACGGAAAAAGGGUAAACUGCCAAAGGAUGCUAUUUGUGCUUUGUUGGAGUGGUGGAACACACACUAUAGGUGGCCUUACCCUACCGAUGAAGAGAAGAAGAGGCUGUCGGAGAUGACGGGGCUGGAGCAGAAGCAGAUCAACAAUUGGUUCAUCAACCAGAGGAAGCGCCAUUGGCGCCCCUCCCACGACAUGAGAUCCGCCCUCAUGGAAGACGUCGCCGCCACUGAUGCUGCCGUCGAUCCAACUUUCUAACCCAUUCAAUUCCUUCUGUUUUUGGUCGAAUCAUCUCUAUCUAAACCUACCUUCUUCACAUAUUGCCAUUAUCACUAUCUUUUCUUUUUCUUUGUCCAACUGAAACAAGAUUUCACACUUUUCGUUACUACUCUUUUGAUAAUUAUGGAUAAAUUCUAAACUAAAUUGGUUCCCAUGCAUUUGCUCAAAAA